Chironomus riparius is the source of this 423-nucleotide messenger RNA. NCBI's taxonomy places the organism in Eukaryota, Metazoa, Arthropoda, Insecta, Diptera, Chironomidae. The record is from the annotation of a GenBank genome assembly.
AUGGAAGCAAAACGAAUGAGAUUCAAUGAAAGUGUUUUACCUAACAUGCAUCAAAUUGCUCAAAUUCCAUCCCCCAUCGAGUUCAAAAUCUGGCAGAAUCGACAAAUUGAGGAGUGUAUUGAUGACAAUUUUAUAAAUUCAUUUUUGGAAUCGACAAGAGAACAAAUAACUCAGAGACAAGUUAAUCAAGGCCAUAUGCAGCACAGACGAUUAGAAGAUCAAGCAAUAAAUCAAGCAAUUAACACAAUUGGCUUAAAAAAGCCAUCACUGCUGGAUGAAGAAGAAGAAGAUGAAAGCUCGACAGACAGUUUUGAGAAUAUUUUACCUUCAUCACACUUAAAUCUUAGUCAGAAUAGCUCACUCGAAGAAUUUGCUAUAGAUUCCGCUAUAAGGAGUUAUGGAUUGCACAAGAAAAGUAUUUAG